This is a messenger RNA of Cygnus atratus (black swan), 2465 nucleotides long. RefSeq names its product leucine rich repeat containing 70 (gene LRRC70). Gene Ontology annotation, molecular function: protein binding. Bases 121 to 2043 code for a protein of 640 amino acids. The record is from RefSeq and is a predicted model, not a curated record. The transcript has 2 exons. NCBI's taxonomy places the organism in Eukaryota, Metazoa, Chordata, Aves, Anseriformes, Anatidae.
AAUAGUGCUUUUACUAACGUUUCGCAGAUGAGUAUAGUCAGUCAACUGGUAACAGCCUAACAAACUUCAAAACAAGUAAAUAACGGAAAUAAUGAACUUCAGAUUUGGGCGAAGUCAGAGAUGAGUGAGAAGGACAAAGACAGGGAUAUGUGUGGACUGCAAAGUUUUCCACCCUGCACAGGAGCAUUACCGUAUCUCCUUAAUGGUUUUCUUUUCCUGCUCCUCCAGAAGGAGGUACUUGGCUGUCCAGCUGUUUGCCAGCUCUGCACAGGGAGGCAAGUUACCUGUCGUAACUUGGGUCUUUCAAGCAUCCCCCGGAACUUCCCCAAAACUGCAAUUCUUGUAUACCUCAGUGGGAAUAAUAUAUCGCAUGUCAUUCCAAAUGAAUUAAGAGGUCUUCAGAAGCUUGCUGCACUUUACAUGGAAAAUUCCAGUAUUUCGUAUGUACAUCCAAAAGCUUUUGUGGAACUCCCUAAUCUGUGCUACCUGCAUCUAGAUAACAAUAAUAUUAAACGCCUGGAUCCAGGAACCUUUGAAGGUCUUUCCAAUCUUCGUUAUUUAUACCUUCAGAAUAAUCAAAUAGCUUUUGUUUCCAGAGGAUUAUUUAGUGAUCUCCUUUCUGUUAGAUAUUUAACACUUCAAAGAAACCGCCUCAGUGUUCUUGGAAGUGGAACUUUCUUAGGAAUGAUAAGUCUUCAAACACUUAAUCUAGCCAAUAAUAAGAUUUCACGGAUAUCAGAUUCAGCAUUUUAUCAUCUUGAAAACCUUGUAUAUUUGUUCCUUGAAGGUAACAAUUUAACACUUGUGCCAUCAAAUGCCAUUGGAAGGCUCAAAAACCUUGAAAGACUUUCUUUGUCUCACAAUCCUAUUCAGUCAGUGCAUCAUUUUGCAUUUAGAGGACUUAACAAGCUUAAGUAUUUGUCUUUAAAAAGUGUAAAGCUAAAAGAGAUUUCUGCAAAUGGUUUUUUUGGAUUAAAUAAUCUUAGUCAGUUAAUCUUAAGUUAUAAUGAUUUAGAAAAUAUAAAUUCCAGUACUUUUACUUUAUUGAACAAUUUAAUGUAUCUGCAGUUAGACAGAAAUAAAAUAACCAGUAUUGGUGAUGGUACCUUUGAAAAAAUGGGACAGUCACUUAAAAUACUCAGUUUAGCAUUUAAUAAUAUUACAGAGUUGCAACCUGAAGUGCUGAAGCCCCUGGUGUCUUUAACUCAUCUACAGGUAAACUACAACCCUUGGAACUGUAGCUGCAAAAUGCUUGGGUUGCUGAAUUGGCUAGCAUCAUCUCCUAUUUCUGUUAAAAUUCACUGUCAAAAUCCCCUCAGUAUGCGUGGCAGACCUUUGCGUUAUAUUAGGUGGACUCAGUUUGCAAACUGCAGUAGCCCCACUGCCAGCCCAGAAGCAGCGUGGAAUCUAGGAUCUACAGAAAUCCAUCACAGCCCUACCACUUUGCUGAUGGCAUGGCAUAAGGUACACAGGCAGAAUACAUUGGAGCAGUUUGUUAAUGUGGAUACAAAAUACGUUACUUUCUGGGAAGGAACUACAGCUACAUCUGCUAACCCUUUGCCUUAUGAAGAAAAUGCUGCUGAAAUUCCAUCACAGGCAACUACAUUAUCAAUAUCACCAGUAAAAAUACCAGCACGGAUUAUACCUGUUAACAGAACUGUAGAAGGAAAAGGUUUAUUUCCAACAGAUGCUGCUCCUGUAUCAUUAGAAACAUCUGUACUUUGUACGCAACAGGUUGAAAAGCUGAAUCAGGCUUUUGACAUUUUGCUAGCCUUUUUCAUUCUGGCUUGUGCUGUUAUCCUGUUCCUAACCUACAAAAUUAUUUGGUUUAGACAGAAACUAAAGGUGCUGGAAAACUCAGGUGAAAAGAGAAUAGAAUAUUAUGGUUUUUAUCAGCCUGGCAGAUACAACAUAACUAAUCCAGUGCAGUCUCUAACUGAGAAUUCAGUGGGACAUCCAGAACUGGACCAAAUUAGGUUGCUCAAGCGAACAGCAUCAGAAAGUCAGGCACAGGUCAUAUUGUUUGAACAUUCAUCAUUGUAAUUAACCUCAUUUGAUUUGAUAUUUUUUUUUGGUGAUCUGAAAUGCCAAGAAGUCAAGAACUCAAUUUUCUAAAAAAAAAAAUAAAAUAAAAAAAAUAAUAAUAAUCUUUCACUGAUGAAAAUCAGCUGGUUGAUAGAAUUGUAGCAAAUGGUAUAAUUUGGGUUCUGCAUCAUCAUUUGCUUCCUGAAUGUUCUGAUUUUUUUAUUAGAUGUCAUUUAAAUCUGAUAUGGAUAGGUAUAUUAUCAUCUUUCCGUGUUGUAAGAUUAUUUCUAUGAUUCAAAUAUGUAUGCAGGAAAAAGUAUGUUGAUUUAUUUUGCAGUACUUACUGGUAUUAAGUUUCUGUAGAAAUUGCAUAGCUAACUUAAAGUUAAACGUCAGUUUUUAGCAGGAUCGUAGAGGCAAGAAAUGUGGGGGAAUGGGAA